This is a messenger RNA of Nelumbo nucifera (sacred lotus), 2318 nucleotides long. RefSeq names its product E3 ubiquitin-protein ligase DA2L-like. Gene Ontology annotation, cellular component: cytoplasm. Lineage: Eukaryota; Viridiplantae; Streptophyta; Magnoliopsida; Proteales; Nelumbonaceae. The record is from RefSeq and is a predicted model, not a curated record.
UGAGUCAGUGGUACAGUUUGUACCAAUCUCUCUCGCCACCUGACUAACUGAGUCCUGCUCUCUCUCUCUCUCUCUCCCUCUCUCUCUCUCUCUCUCUCCAUUUUUUUAAGCUGUCCGAGGAAGCGAGUGCCGGAAACGAAAGAAACAGGAGAGAAUCGUGAAAUAAAAAAAGGAAGGAAAAAAUAACUAGAGAGGGAGACCGUCUCGUGUAUCAGAGAAAGUUCUGAUCUUGCUUCUGUACUUAAUGUUGGAAAUUAUUAUCUCAAUCUCCAUUCAUUUUUCAGUUGUACUGUGCUCUCCAUCGUUGAAAUCAUCUCUUCUUCGAUUCUCUCGAACGGAGAAAGCUCGCUCAGGAAUUGGUUUCUGAUUACGGUUCAAGAUGAAAUUUGGUGUUCGAAGAGCUUCUGUAGUUGUACAUUCUUUGCUUGGUUUUCGUGCUUGAUUCGUGGGUCGUUUCUCGUUUGGUCUGAAGCUCAGCGAGGUGGUUUUUGUUUAUUCUUUUAGUUUGGUUCUUUGUUUUCUUGCUUUAGUGAAACUGGGUUGAGAGGGAAAGAGAGGAAUUGGAGAUGUAAUUGCUGAGCUGGUUUUGUUGUGGUUGUGGCGAUAUUCUGGUUUCGAUGUAGUGGGUUUUAAUCCAUGGAGGUGCAAGAAGAGGGUUUGUGGUGUUCUUUGUUGGGGUGUAAGAAUUAGGGUUUAUUUUGAAGCCUUGAUGGCUGCUUCUUUCUCGGGUAUGUGGUGUGAUGAUUUGGUUUGAAUUGCUUCAGUUGAUUUCAUUGUUUUAAUGGAGUGUUUUGGAUGAUUUAGUAAAGAAAUCAGCAAUUGAAGGGAUGGUUGUGUAUUGUUAGUGCUGAAAUUCAAGGAAUAAGGAAGGGAAGAUUGAAGGGUUUAUUCAUUUGAUUAUUCAUUGCUGCUUUGAUGGGGAAUAAGUUGGUAAGGAGGCGGCAGGUGGUGGAUGAGAAGUAUACAAGGCCUCAAGGAUUGUAUCAGCACAAAGAUGUGGAUCAUAAGAAGUUAAGGAAGCUCAUUCUUGACUCGAAAUUGGCUCCAUGUUAUCCCGGAAAUGAAGAAUAUGCUUUCGAUCUUGAAGAAUGUCCCAUCUGCUUCUUGUAUUAUCCAAGUCUCAACCGCUCAAGAUGUUGCAUGAAAGGCAUUUGUACAGAGUGUUUUUUGCAGAUGAAACCACCUCAUACUACUCGUCCCACACAGUGCCCCUUUUGUAAAACAUCAAAUUAUGCUGUGGAGUAUCGUGGAGUGAGGUCAAAAGAGGAAAAGGGCAUGGAACAAGUAGAAGAACAGAGAGUUAUAGAAGCUAAAAUAAGAAUGCAACAACAAGAACUUAAGGAUGAAGAAGAGAGAAUGCAGAAAAAACGAGAGAUGAGUUCCUGUAGCAGAGUUAUGACAUUAGGGGAAGUUGAGUAUCAGGAUACAUCAGAAAUCUCUGUACCAGUACCAUCAUUCAGCUUUCCUGUAGAAGGUGAUAAUAUCAUGUCUUCUCAGAGCUCAUGUGCUGGGCCUAUAAAUAUACAAUCCUCACGCUCUAGGCAGAACAGGGAAGAUGAAUUUGACCUUGAUCUUGAGGACAUAAUGGUCAUGGAAGCAAUCUGGCUUUCCAUUCAGGAGAAUGAUGCCCAGAGAAUUCCGGCUCAUGGUGAUACAGCACACUCGGAACCAUUUGUGACAGAAGACCGCUAUUCCUCUCUGACUGAAGUCCCAUUAUCUGAAUCCUCAUCCCCUUCUAGUGGCCUUGCCUGUGCAAUUUCUGCACUUGCCGAACACCAGCGUAUAGAUGGGAAUUUGACCAUCACUACCAUGGGAAACAUUUCUGGUUUUUCCAUGCUUCCAGAGUCUGGUAGGUUGCCCAACAGAGAGGAGGGAGAAUUAGAAAAUGGUCCUUCUGGGAACUGGAUUGAUGUCUCAGCACACAGUGGGAGGGCGGUGUCAAGGGAGGAUGGAGAAUGGGGAAUGGAUAAUGGUUCGGAGGUAGCUGAGAUGGGGACUAGCUAUACCAGCUCUGUUGCCACUUUGGAGGCAGGGGGCAGUGCAUUGCCUCUCCAUGAUGGUGUUGAUGACCAUUAUCAGUCUAGCAUCAUGGCGCCAAUUCUGCCAGAGACUUUUGAGGAACAGGUGAUGCUUGCCAUGGCAUUUUCAAUAGCAGAGGCUCAGGCAAGAACAAGUGCACGAGUUGCAUGGUGGCAGCAUGACUAGCUGCUGAUGGUUCUCCUGCUUUCCUUUUAUUUUUCAACUCUUUCCUUGUUCCUUCACUCCCUUUCUCUUGUUUGGAGAUUUAUUUCUCCUUUCUAUGUUAUGUUCUUUGUGUU